AUGCUCCGGUGGCGGGGCCGGGCGCGGGGCGUCGCGGUGGCGGUGGCGCACGGGCUGUGCUCGGGCUCGCUGAACAUCCUGCUGAAGUUCCUGCUGGCCCGCUACCACUUCGCCUUCCUGACGCUGCUGCAGUGCCUCAGCAGCGCGGCGGCGGCGCUGGGGCUGGAGGCGCUGCGGCGGCGGGGGCUGGCGGCGCUGCCGCCCUUCGGGCCCCGCCUGGCGCGCCCCUUCGCCGCCGUGGCCGCCCUGGCCACCCUGCAGUCCACCCUCACCCUCUGGUCGCUGCGCGGCCUCAGCCUCCCCAUGUAUGUGGUCUUCAAGCGCUGCCUGCCCCUCGUCACGCUGGUCACCGGCGCCCUGGUGCUCCGCGACGGCAUGCCAUCGCCCGGCGUCCUCGUCGCCGUCCUCAUCACCACCUGCGGCGCCGCGCUGGCCGGAGCUGGUGACCUGACUGGGGAUGCUAUGGGCUAUGUGACAGGCGUGCUGGCUGUGCUGAUACACGCUGCCUACCUGGUGCUCAUUCAGAAAACCAGUGUAGACAGUGAAUAUGGACCCCUAACAGCUCAGUACGCCAUCGCUGUUUCGGCCACCCCCUUCCUCAUCAUCUGCUCCUUUGCCAGCAUGGAUUCCAUCAAUGUCUGGUCCUUCCCGGGCUGGAAGGACCCUGCCAUGGUAUGCAUCUUUAUUGCUUGUGUCCUGAUUAGCUGUGCCAUGAACUUUACCACCCUUCACUGCACCUACAUUAACUCGGCUGUGACCACCAGCUUUGUAGGGGUGGUGAAGAGCAUAGCCACCAUCACGGUAGGCAUGGUGGCAUUCAAUGAUGUGGAGCCCACAAAGUUAUUUAUAGCUGGGGUUGUGGUCAACACCUUGGGGUCUGUCAUUUACUGCGUGGCCAAGUACGUCGAGACCAGGCGGCAGAGCAACUAUGAGGACCUGGAGAAAGAAGCUAGAGAAGAGGAGGGGAAAAGGCAGGCUGGAGACCAAGCUCUGUUUGCCAUGGAGACAAUUCCCCAGCGGAAGGGGGCUGAGGAAGCAGCGGUGGAAGGAUCACCCACAGGGCAGAGACAGAGUGGAGAGGAAGAGAAGGACGUCACUGAGAAAUCAGCCACGGCACUUGUGGUUCAGGGAAAAUCCACCAUCACACAAGAAGUGAACAGAAGCUCGCUGAAAGAAGCCUAUCUUGGAGUAUGGAGGUUGGUGAGGGGUGCUAAUUAUAUAAAGAAGGAUUAUUUGAUAGAAAAUGAAGAGCUACCAAACCCUUAAAAAGCAGAUUUGAAAACGUAUUGUUUGAGGACAGACACCUGGUUUUCUGUACAGGGGGAAGGCAGAGCAUACAUUUCCACAUCAAUGCUUACAAAUCCAAAUCAUUCAGGAUGACUUUACCUCAUUGUCAAAAAGCUAAAGGUCAUAGUUUGCUCAUGCUUUGGGCUUGCUUUCUGCUGCUUUCAGUAUGUCACUUUAGACCCACCUCAGCUAAGGUGCUGACACUCUGCUGCAGACACAGAGAGAGCUGGGUAAGGGGAAGCCACGGGGUGCUUGCCCAGCAGCUGGGAAUAUGAGGGAUAUCAGUGCCACUGGGAUACUUGGCAGUACCAGUGACACAGCAGUGGCCUAUACCUUAGAUUGUGUCUGGAGCCUAGUGAUUUUAACACAUUUGGAGGCUCUGUCAGUGUGCUUCUGUAUCUCUAUCCAUCCAAUUAUAGGUACUCUACGUAACCAACUCCUACAAUAUAAACUCGUAUUAACUGUACUUUUUUGUGCUCCUCUGUGUCAAUACAAUUACAACAGAGCUAGAGGUUGUGCCACUUCAGUUAUAUUGGUGUAAAAUCACUCUCUUGUCUGAUGAAUUGAAGCCUCCAGGCCAACCUUGGACCUGGUUUACCUUUGGUGCUUUGUGUCUUCAGUAGAAAUCCUUUAGUCUUGUGGUGGUGUACAUGAAAGCAGGACCAGAUCUGAGCUUCUGAGAAGCUUUGACUGGCAAAAGAAGGAUGUUUGUCUAUGAGCUUUAACUAUACAUAGCUUUCGGAAUAUUAGCUUGACUCAAAUAAAAGAGUUUGAAAAUGUUGGUAUGUAUUGAUUGGAUUUGGGAGGGCUAUAAAAAAUUAGGGAGAAAGUGUGUGCCUUGUGUUAUCCCUCCUUGUACCCUAAAGUCAGAUGAAUCAGAGCCUGGACUGGAACACAGAUGUCCUCUCUGUUAAUUCUGUCACAAGCAGAGGCUGAGAGCAGAGCUGGGGACACCAACUCUGAAGUUCCCUGGAGUGCUUUUGCAGGACAGGUGUGCUACAUCCUGGCCAUGUGCUGGUACUUGGCUUUGUGCAUAUCUGCCCUCUCUGUCCCUGUGCUGUGCUGUUCUGUGGAACAAAGCACGGGCAGGCAGCAGGAGCUGCCCGGGGCUCCAGCAGAUCCCAUGGCUUGGGGAGCGAGAUGCUCGGUGUGCUUGGCACUCAUGGGGAACUCAAGCGCUCGUGAAGGAAGUGGGAAGCAGGUGCUCCAGCGAGGCCUCUGGUGAAUAUGCUAGUAUUUUGUCCCACAUCUGUUUAACUGAAAAGACUGUGGAAACAAAUGUUUGAGUGUUUCUUUGCCUGAAGAUACUCGUUUGGUAGGUGGGAGUACUUGGGUGGAAUCUUUGCUCGGACUAGACAGAGAAAAGAUUUGACUGUGAGUACUUCUCACCCCAAAAGGGUGCUGCAGCCAUUGAGGCUACCUUGACAACAGACUGAAACAAGUUGUUACCAUUUUCUGAAAAAAUGAACCAAGUUUGUUGUUGUUGCUGUUUUUAAUAUUGUUAUUGUUGUUAUUAAUAAUUAUUUAUUAUUGUCUAUUAAGCCACUGAACUGAAAAUCAGCUAUUCCCACAGCCCUAAUUAACCAGUGCCUGGCCCAGUGCUCUCUCCAGCUGAGCAGGCAGCAUUAGCCUCACAGCGUGUUCAGUCUGAAGUGAGCAAUUUGCCCAGCAGGGAAUAUUUGCAAAACUGCUCUCUGGGGGAGCUUUAGGUUCUUGUCAAUAAAUGCAGGCAGAAACAUCAGGUGCUGCGGCACUGUGUUUUCAGAAUGAUUGCAGAAGUUGGCUGACCUGGCAUCACCCAUGAAUUUUGAAAGAGAUGGCUAAAAGGACAUUUAUACUAAAAGCCUGGAGCUGCUGAGCUGGGGGACAGGGCAGGGAGCUCUGUACAUCACAUGUUAUGUAUAGCUUGUGUUUAAGAGGUACUGGCUGUUUGCCAAAAUACGUUUACCUUCUGUUCGAGCUCCAUAUGGGAUCUUUUCAAUAAAAGUACUAUUUAUUGUUUCUAGGCUAAUAUAAUAGGGCUUUUGUUAGUUUUUCAAAUGCAUCCUAGGCUAAAGAAGUUUGUGUUACUUAUAGUUGCUGUGUUAGUGAGCUCACUGUGAUCUUGAACUGCAUUGUAAUCAUACAGAUGGCUGGAGAGAAACACACAAUUCUGAUCUGUCCUCACUGUGCUCAGUGUUUUUUGUCCACAAAAAAUGUGGAUCUUCUUACCACCUGGAUGCCAGUCUUAGAUCCCGUAGUGCACACACCAUGUUUGACACGUGCUCUAGGAAGCUCUCCCUCUGGACUCUUGUUUCAGGACUUUUUCCUGUGGGGAGGUUAAAUGU
This is a messenger RNA of Camarhynchus parvulus, 3614 nucleotides long. RefSeq names its product solute carrier family 35 member D3 (gene SLC35D3). Gene Ontology annotation, cellular component: Golgi apparatus. Gene Ontology annotation, molecular function: antiporter activity. Lineage: Eukaryota; Metazoa; Chordata; Aves; Passeriformes; Thraupidae. Bases 1 to 1266 code for a protein of 421 amino acids. The record is from RefSeq and is a predicted model, not a curated record. The transcript has 2 exons.